AUGGCUCGAACUAAGAUAACAGCUCGCCAGUCCACUGGAGGAAAGGCUCCCACAAAGCAACUUAGGGCAUUUUACGCUACCGCUCGUAAGACCGCUCCCGUAACAGGAGGAGUGAAGAAGCCUCGUCGGUACCGUCCAGGAACUGUUGCUCUUCGUGAGAUACGCAAGUAUCAGAAGGGCACCGAGCUGCUCAUAAGGAAGCUACCCUUUCAGAGACUUGUCCGGGAGAUUGCCCAGGAUUGCAAGACUGAUCUGCGCUUCCAAAGCCAUGCGGUGCUUGCUCUGCAGGAGGCAGCAGAAGCUUACCUAGUGGCUUUGUUCGAGGACACAAAUCUGUGUGUUGUCCAUGCUAAGCGUGUGACCAUCAUGUCCAAAGAUGUUCAUCUGGCUAGGAGGAUUCGCGGCGAGAGGAUGUAAUGAGCCUGCACAUCGAUCAACACCAACAUGGAGCUUAGUUUCAAGGUUUCGAGGUUUACGACCAAGAACAUCGACUUUAUUUGUCUUGAAGAAUAAACUACUAUUAUUGGUAUAGAUUAUAGAAGUGUGCACGAGGUCAAGUUAUAUAUGCCAAAACUUCUUUAAUAAAUUAGAUGCAAGUGUUAUGCAUCACUAUGGUGAUACUUUAGAUGUAAAGGCGGGUGUUGCCAUGCCAUUUUGUUCUCUAUAAAUGAUAAGGGAGCUCUUUCUUUA
Messenger RNA from Lolium perenne, 690 nucleotides. The record is from RefSeq and is a predicted model, not a curated record. NCBI's taxonomy places the organism in Eukaryota, Viridiplantae, Streptophyta, Magnoliopsida, Poales, Poaceae.